This is a messenger RNA of Durusdinium trenchii, 1429 nucleotides long. Lineage: Eukaryota; Dinophyceae; Suessiales; Symbiodiniaceae. The record is from the annotation of a GenBank genome assembly.
GCUCAGCAUGUGUAUGUUUGCAAGCUCCAAGAGCCCAUGUGGAAGAGGCCUUAGAAAAGGGACGUGGGUGGAGCAAAAAGCAUUGUUCAAGGUGCAGGCGCUGCUCCUGUUUGCACUCUUCAAGGGAUGGAGUGCCUUCGCUGGUUGUCAAGGCCCGCAGAGAUCCUGCCGUCCUUGGUUGCAACCGAGGCAUAGCUGCUGUGUGCAGCUGAAUGCAGGUGACGGUGACCAUCCUGGCCGAGUGGUUUUUCUGGGAUCACCAAGUUGUGUAGAGGUCGUUCUACAGCGUCUUGUAGAGUCACAAGGGCAUGACUUCGAGGUCUGCGCUGUGGUCUCAAGGCCUCCCAAGCGAGUCAAGAAGGCAGUCAGUAAGACAGCGGUGCACGAUCUGGCAGAGAAGCUAGGUGUUCCUUGCGUGCUGACACCUCCCUCAGCCAAGGAUCCAGGUUUUCUGGAAGAGUUAGAGUCACUCAAACCAGAUGUUUGUGUGACAGCAGCGUACGGCGAAUACCUUCCUCGACGCUUUUUGCAGACCCCGCGCCUUGGCACGGUGAAUUUGCAUCCCUCUUUGCUUCCAAGAUGGAGAGGCGCAUCGCCUGUGCAGCGUUGCUUGGUGGCUGGCGAUACUGAGACGGGCAUCACGAUCCUGUACACUGUGCCAAAAAUGGAUGCUGGGCCUAUUAUCGUACAGAAGAAGAUGUCCUUACAAGGUUCAGAAACGUCCCCUGACCUGCUGGACAAGCUGUUUGCGUGGGGCGCUGAUUUGCUAGUGGAUCAGGUCAUACCCAAACUUCUUAGUGGCGAGGAAAAGAAAGAGGAUUGCAGGAUGAAAGAGAUGGAAAACAAGAUGGAGGUCACCAUGGACACAGCCCAAGUUCAGGAUGAGGCGCUGGUGGAGAAGGCUCCAAUCAUUACGAAGGAAGAGGGAAGACUGUGGCCACACAACGAAACUGCCAUGCAGAUGCGGGACAAGGUUCGAGGCUAUGCCGGCUGGCCUGGCACAACCCUGCCAGUAGCUUGCUCUGGCUCAACUGCACCUCUUGAAGGUGUACGCAUCAAGGUGGCUGAUGCUGAGAUUGUCCCUAUUGAUAGCGUCUCAAGCUUCAUCAGCUCCCAUGCCCCAGAUGAGGAGCUGUUUUUCAUCCCGGAGGUGAACGGACGAGCAGCAGUGGGGCUGCGGCCCGCAUGUGACAAAGUAAACGCCUUGUUGCUUCGAUCCUUUCACAUUCCUGGAAAAAAACAUGAGGUUCCAGCGGAGACAUUCAAGAAAGGAUACAUGAGCUUUCAACCUGCGAAAUGGAUCACGCCCGAAGAAGAAGCAGCCAUGGUAACAACAUCGUCAGGAGGCACUAAAAAGAAGCGGAAGAGGACACGAGGGCCUAGGCAGUAGGCGCAGGUGUCCUGUGAUUCAAGCAGCGCAGCACCAGAG